UCAGCAGCCUCUCAGAGUCAUGCAUUGGUCUGCACUGUACGUCUUUCUCCUGCUGGGAUUGCUGCCUUGCUAUGAUGCUCAAACAGGACCAACAGGCUGCGCAGGUCCACCCGUGCUGUGUUGCUCCGGUCAAAACUCCAACUGUUUCAGAGGGUGUUAUUGUGAUGAGGCCUGCGUGGUUUUCAAUGACUGCUGUCCUGACUACAGGUCAACCUGCACGCAACUUUUGACCACUGGGCAGCCAAGCACACCAAGCACAACAAGCAGCAGUGCUACACCUACACCUGCAAAUGACAUCGCAACUACAUCAUCCACAGCCUUUUCUGCAACAUCUGCACUAUUGAAUGUGAGCACAACUUCGGCCUUCCUUGUGUCUGCUAUGACAGCAACCAGCCAAACGAGCAGCAGUGCAUCUACACCGGCAGAUAUCAACACAACUUUAUCAGUUUUUGUGACGACAGCACCCAGCACAGCAAACAAUACCACCACUACGCCAGCAAAUAUUACAACCUCAGCAUCCACUGUCUCUGGCACUACAGCACCCAGCACAACAAACAAUACCACCACUACACUAGAAAAUAUUACAACCUUAGCAUCCACUGUCUCUGGCACUACAGCACCCAGCACAACAGGCAGCACUGCAGCAUCUGCACCUGCAGAAUUGAGUACAACUUCAGCAUCUACAGCCUCUGACACAACAACCAGUAGCAUUUCUACACCAGCAGAUGUCAGCACAACAUCAUCUACAGAAUCUACCUCUCCAGGACCCAGCACACCAAACAGCAGCACUACCAGCACAACUUUAGCACCCACAGCAUCUGCCACAACACCACUAAGCACCAGCCUGAGCAGUAUAUCUGCAGCGACAGAUGUGCCUCCAUCUUCGUCAUUCGCAGUCUCUUCGACAACAGCACCCAGUACAGCAAGCAGCACCACUGCAUCAUCAGCUGUGAGCACAAACUCAGUGUCCACAGUGUUUGCUACGACAGCAACCAGCCAAAGAAGCAGCAGCACUACAUCUACACCACUAGAUGGCGUCACAACUUCAGCAUCCCCAGGCUCCACAGUGACAGCAGGUACAACACUGACAGAAACCAGUACAACUCUGCAUACCAGUAGUGUCACAUCUUCACCAGCAGGUGGCAGCACAUCUGGAGUCUCCACCAAAAACACUGAUUCCUCCACCAGCUCAGCUUCAGAUGCCCAAACAGUGACAGUUCGCCUAAAAUUUGUUGUUUUAUCCCAUCAUGAGGAAAAAGAUGUCAUUUUUUAAAGGCUGUAUCUAAUUUUAUAUCCCAGACCCUUCUCCAUCAGAGCUGUGAGGGCUGCACUAUCACACACAUCAAACCCACCUGAGAAAUGAGCCAUGAUUCAGCCAAUGGAGGCAACAGUGUGGCUGCAGCUGUACUCCAACAACAGGCUUCACAACUCUCAGAAACAACACAAUCGUCUCUUAAAACCGAAUAAGCUAUUAAAGAUGUAAUGCAAUGAUCAGUAAAGCCUUAGGUAAUAAACUGAUAUGACUCCACAUAAUUAUUCAGCACUAUCUGUUAAGAGCUGACUAUUAGAGCAGGCCGAGCAGCCAGAAACAGGUCGGGGCAGUGCUAUUUGGCUAGAUGGGGUCUGUAAGUGGUAUUCCCUCACUUCAAAGGAGGAGGAUGAGCCAAAAGUUUAAUUAUGCUGGCAGUGGCGGUUCUGGCCCAUUUACACCACAUGAGCCAGUUAAAUUAACUCUGAAGCUAACAAUCAUUUAAGCAGCGGGAUGGUUCAGACGCCGAGUCAGCAGGUCAUCCUAAUAAAGUGGAAGGUAACACGAUGUGUUAACACAAAAGUUAACAAAUUCAGAUUUGUAGUACCUCUCCAGUGUGGUGCAAUACAAUAAAAAGGGCUGCAGCCCAGGAUUAUUUUCAUUAUUGGUUAAUCUGUAGAUUAUUUUCUCGUUUAGUUGAUUGGUAAUUUGGUCCAAAAAGCCAAAGGUGACAUUCAAUACCCAAAUAUUCUGUUUAUUUUCAUACAAGACUCUGGAAAUAUUUAGAUUAGAGAAGCUGGAACCACAGAUUUUUGGCAUUUUGUCCUUUAAAAUAAUAUUCAAAACAUUUAAUUAUCAAAAUUGUUGCCAAUUAAUUCUCUGCCGAUCAACUAAUCACUUGCAGCUUUAGGACAAAUCACAAAUAUUUAGGAUGAUAUUUAACGUUAGACAGCAGAUUUAAAAUAAUACUAAUAUCAGAUAUAUAUGAUUUACACGUUUUACUUUUUAGCAUACAAAAUUAUACUAUAAACCUUAUACUCUGACAAAGGUUCGUAUCACAACUGAUUAUUAAAAACACUGACUACUUAAAAAGCUUAUGUUCACAUUAAAGGUCCAGUGUGUAGGAUUUAGAGCGAUAUAUGAAAUGGAAUAUAAUAUUCAUAACUAUGUUUUCUUUAGUGUGUAAUCACCUGAAAGUAAAAAGCAUUGUGUUUUCUUUUAAGGUUGUGCAGUUAAUCAUCUGGUGAUCGUGUUUACGAUUUUUCAAACGAUUUCAAAAUUAAUGAAAUCUAGUUUAAUUUUCCAUCACAAAUGCCUGGCAAUUUUAUUUUGUCAUCAACAAAAUAUCAAAAUAUCAACAACCACUGCCAGUUACAACUCCCACACUUCGAUGGUCGACUGUGACAGGCCCUAACAUCACACUAAAAGUGCUGAGAACUUCUUAGAUUAUCAGAGAGUUUAUUUAAAAAGAUUGUUUACAACUGUAUUACCGACCUAGACCGAACUGCCUGCCGCUGCCAUCUUGGAAAGUCAAUACAAGUCAAUUGACAAGCGUGAUGUCACGUGAUCUGAAUCUGUGGAAGGUCUCCAGGUUGUCCUUUUUCAUGUUCUUCCCACCAGGAUAAGCACACUCAUUAACCAUUUUGUCUGUCUGUGAUGAUCCGUCCACUCGUCGCUCACCUGUCGCUCGCACAAACUCUCAUCCAAUCUUGUUCGAGUUCGUCGAUCAACUUCCAAGACAGCGGCAAUGGUAUGUUGAAUUUUGGGCAAUAAAUAAUAAAUACAGCAUGUUUUCAAAGUCAAAACAUAAUCGUUUGCAUAAUCGUGAUUUCAAUUUU
Epinephelus lanceolatus (giant grouper) is the source of this 3087-nucleotide messenger RNA. Lineage: Eukaryota; Metazoa; Chordata; Actinopteri; Perciformes; Serranidae. The record is from RefSeq and is a predicted model, not a curated record.